Myxocyprinus asiaticus (Chinese sucker) is the source of this 5655-nucleotide messenger RNA. RefSeq names its product protein phosphatase 1 regulatory subunit 37-like. The record is from RefSeq and is a predicted model, not a curated record. Bases 1066 to 4635 code for a protein of 1189 amino acids. The transcript is spliced from 13 exons. Gene Ontology annotation, molecular function: protein binding. NCBI's taxonomy places the organism in Eukaryota, Metazoa, Chordata, Actinopteri, Cypriniformes, Catostomidae.
GUCAACAGACACACACCGUCGGUGCGGACUGGAGCUGCACCCGGGCCAAUAUUUCCAUAUUUUUCUGCUGUCUGCGCGUUUUUGCGGUCUGUUCAACAUCAUUCAUACAAGGCGGCAUAAUAGACUCUUCACAGGGUGCGAACGAGGCCGUUUGUUGCGUGUUUUGAGCAUAAGAACGCGCUCCGGAGUGUGACGCCUGUUUUUAUUUGUGUUAAGCGCUGCGAUGCGUGUAUGACACACCGCAAGUGAAAUCGAAGGAUUCUUUGUCUUGACAGUUUAAAGACACGAGUGGACCUUUAAACAUGCUAUUGCACUUUAUAUCUUUAGCCUAAAAUAGUCAGAAUUUGUAGUACUUUAUUUGUAAACGCAAAGGUGUUGGCGCGCGAGAGCAGGCCAGUGGUGAAAGACUGCUUAUCAUUACCAUCAUCAUUUCAACAGGCCAGUCUGAUUUAUAGUCUGAUGUCUUUAUUUUGUUUGCUUUAAAUAUAUCUGCCAAUCCCUUGCUCGUUCUUGGUCUUGAUUAGAGGGUAGUAACAGUUCUAUUAACGGUGGACAGGGACCAUAAAGACACAUUGUUUGCUGAUAGGAGGCUUGUGAUGAUGUCAACAUGAUGCCCAGGUCAGAUAUUCUCAUUUAAUAUGGCUGACACUGAUUCAGUUUGACUAACUCUGUGACAGAUGUUGUAGGUACCUACACCCUAAACUGCUGCACAGGAUUAGACAUAGACACUACAGGGAAAGAUUUCAAACAUAGGUAAGGUGGAUUUGCCUGAUGAAGUUUUUAAUAUAAAAAUACUACAGGAAUGGUAUGAAUGAAAUUAAUAGUAAGUGAAGUGUUAGGGCAGUCACCAAGCAUUUAGGAAAUAUAUGUUGAUGCUCCGCUCAAAGCAGUGAUUUCUGCUGACAUGUGAACUUUUUGUCCGGGAUGCGCUUGUCAAGGAGAUAUUGAACUGUUUCUCCCUGGGUUUCAGAGGAUUAAACUGCAGUCUAGGUGGUUGAAGGAACUUGCUUCAGCUUUUAGAGCGUGACAGGCAGUGGUGUGCUCCAGCUCUCUGGAAAUGAGAAAAUGAAUUGCGAGGAGCAAGCUGUAGAUUUGUGCAAUGCUAUGACAAAACCCAACGUCGAUGACAACACUACAUCACACCCCGUGGAUGAAAUCCUCUCUCGGGACGGUCUCAAGCUGUUGGAUGGAGACCACGGGGAAAGGGAUGCUGCCACAGAGGCUGCAGACGCUGCUGUCCUAGCGAGGUUAAAAGAUUUCAGUGCUAAAGAUGAGGACAUUCAGGUUUCCACAGACAUCAAAGCACCCAAUGGAUCCAUUGCAUCAGCUGCCGAGCCGGCUGACCCUGUUAAUGGUUCUGGUGCUGACCAGCAACAAAGUAAAAGGAUUGUAGAGGUUGAGGAACCACCAGUUUCCAAAUGCUCUGUUCGAGAAGGGGGUGACGAUGAUGGUGAAAUGGAUAUCGGUGUGGAUUUAAGUCUGGAUGAAAAUGGCGUUUUGGAGUUUGAGUCAGCGGCCCAGACGGCCACUUUAAGGGAGGACAGUGCCUCUAGGUGCGAUAACUCCCUAAUCUCAGAAACUGUCAUAGAACUGCAUUCACAGAAACCUUCAGAAGAAAGUAGCGAGGACGUGCCCACGAGUACUUUGGGCGUGGAGGCUGUUUCUCCUGCCUCCACUCCAGGGGAGGGAGCUGGGAUUAAGCACAGGUCAAAGAGGGUGACCUUUCCGUCGGACAAGGACAUCGUCUCAGGUGCGGUUGAGCCAAAGGACCCUUGGAGACACGCCCAGAAUGUGACAGUGGAGGAAAUUCUGAAUGUCUACAGACAAGCAUGCCAGAAACUCAACUGCAAACCAAUCCCCAAAGUGCUCAAACAGCUACAGGACUUAAAAGACCUGACGCAGCGAAACGAGUGCCUAGAUCUUAAAGGAGAGAAGCUGGACUAUAAAUCAUGUGAAUCUUUGGAGGAGAUCUUUAAGAGGGUGCAGUUUAAAGUGGUAGAUCUGGAACAGACCAACCUGGACGAGGACGGAGCAUCAGCUUUGUUUGAUAUGAUUGAGUACUAUGAAUCUGCCACUCAUCUCAAUAUCUCCUUCAACAAGCACAUCGGCACCCGGGGCUGGCAGGCUGCCGCCCACAUGAUGAGGAAGACAAGUUCUCUGCAGUACCUGGAAGCCCGUAACACCCCGCUGUUGGACCAUUCGGCUCCAUUUGUGGCCAGAGCUCUGCGGAUCAGUGGUAGUCUAACUAUCCUGCACCUGGAGAACACCGGCCUCUCAGGACGACCACUCAUGCUACUGGCCACGGCAUUGAAGAUGAACAUGAACCUCAGAGAGCUGUAUUUGGCCGAUAAUAAGCUCAAUGGUCUGCAGGAUUCAGCACAGCUGGGGAACCUGCUGAAGUUCAACUACAACAUCCAGAUUCUGGACCUGAGAAACAAUCACAUACUAGACUCAGGGUUGGCGUAUGUUUGUGAGGGUCUCAAGGAACAGAGGAAGGGCCUGGUCACUCUGGUGCUUUGGAACAACCAGCUCACACACAAUGGCAUGGGUUACCUAGCUGCAGCUUUGCCAUUCACUCAGAGCCUGGAGACACUGAACCUGGGACAUAACGCAGUGGGGAAUGAGGGAGUCCACAAACUAAAAGAUGGACUAAUAGCAAACCGCUCCAUCCUCAGGCUGGGUCUGGCUUCCACCAAACUUUCAUGUGAAGGUGCGGUCGCUAUAGCGGAGUUCAUCGCUGACAGUCCAAGGCUUCUCCGCCUAGACUUGCGGGAGAAUGAAAUCAAGACCGGGGGCCUCAUGGCUCUCUCGCUUGCCUUUAAGGUGAACACAUCUCUGCUCCGACUCGACCUGGACCGAGAACCCAAAAAAGAGACGGUGAAGAUCUUUAUUGAGACACAGCGCGCCCUGCUGGCAGACAUUCAGAAUGGCUGCAAGAGGAACUUCAUUUCAGCCAAAGAGAAGGAAGAGACAGAGCAGAAGAUGAGGCAUUCAGCCUCUAUGGCAGAAAUCGCCACAGAGGAUCUAGCUCAAGAUGAUGAAGAUGAGGACCCUUCUGCAUCUGCUGAGAAGCGAGAGGAUGAAACUGCUUCUAGCCAGAAAGAUGUAUUGGAGGAGGGCAGUGAGGAGUUAUCUGAGAACCAAGAGAUCAAAGAUCAAAUAACAUCAGUGCAAGACGACUCUGACUCGGACACAGAGGAUGAGGAUGUAACCGAGGAGGUAAAUGCUUCUGCAAGGACAACGCCUCCGAUGCCGAUUCCUCCCUCAGCUUCUGCUGUAAAUGCAUCUCCAAUUGCCUGUAAGACCACACCCCCUAUCCCCCCUCCCCCUGCAUCUCCAGCUAUUUCGGGGAUUGCAGUGACCGAUGCCAUCAUUGCACCCGGAACACCACCAUCCCCUGGCCGGUGCUUCUCCGUGUCCAGCCCUGGCAGAGGACACAAGAUAUUUAUGGUGACACGAGUGGAGAGCCCUCCAGAGAAGCAACAGCUGACUGCAUUGUCUGUAUGCAUCCAUGAGAAGGCAGCAGAGAGCCAAACUAAUAAAACGGCCCCUCAAGAACCUUCAAAAGCACCUUCACAACUGCCGGAGCAGAAAUCAACCAAUUCUUCUACUGGCCUUAAUGAAACAGAGACACCAACAACGGUCCAGCAGUGCUCUGAAAAACAGCCGUCACCAACGCAGUCAGAUAUGGGCAAACCUGAGUCACCACAGCCAGCACAGACACAACCAGCAGAGUCUAAGCUCACUACAUUAACCUCACAUGAACUAGAUGCAGCAACAACACCAGGGCAGGCCCCCACUGAGCCACUCAGCCACAACGAUGGGACGUUGAUGCCUUCAUUUCCUGUGGAUAAGCAGGACAAUGUGCAAGAACACACUCAUUCUGAUAAGGUUCUCUCUGAGGAGCAAGCUUCAGUAUCAGAAAGCACACAGGAAUCUCAGAUUGUGAGCUCAGAGAAACAGGCUACAAUGAAAACUUCAGUGGAACAGCAGCUUUUAGAAAGCCAAACAGACUCUGUCCUUGAAAAUCAGUCUCACUUAGGACAACAAAUAACUAUAGAUACAAACACACAAAGACUGCACGAGCAGGACCAUGCAUCAUCCUCUUGUGCUGAGCAGGAAUGGGAAACAAGUAGUGAGCACAAUGUGCAGGAAUUUGGUCCCUCUCAAACAGAGCCAUCGGUUUCAGAACAAUCCUGGGAGGAGACGCUAAACCCAGAGGCUGAAUCCACAUCUGUAGCAGAUGUUCAGCAGGGCAGGAGCAAAGACAAACAAGUGCAAUCCAAAGAGCAGCAACAGACUGCUCAUGUUCAGGCUUCACUAGACGUCACUGAUAGUCAUGUCCCCCUAGAGGCAGAAGGCUGUAUUACUCCAGAAAAAGUGGAGUCGUCGACGGGAUUUCAUGAGGAAAGCUAUUCAGAAGAAGCAGAAGGGCUUCUCACUGUGACCACAGUGGCAGCACUGCCAAAUGGGCUGAAGCCAGAAUUUGCCUUUCACCUGCUCGAACCAGAGGGACCCAAACCAGCUAGCUACGUUAUGGAGCAUGUGAACGUGACAGCAGAGCUGAGCUGUGGGCAGGAUUUAGAGGAGCUACUUCUUGAUGCCAGUCUGGACACCAGCAGAGAUGCACCCUAAUGCUGUAACCAAGGGUCCACACAUACAGUGAAAAUAGAAGGACCAGUUUGUUCUCACCACCUGGAAUUUGCUCAAAGUCCUUGGGCCCCAUUCUCUUUAUGUCUGUCCUUAUUGUGUCAUUUCCCAAAAUUUUCCAAGACUUUGUACUGACUAAUUACAGUACAGACAACUUACCCUCCCUCAUAUCUACACCCCUAACAUGAUUGAAAAAAGAUUGCCAUUCUCCUCAAAUUAGGAAUAUCUCAUUUGUGCAUUGUGGUACAAAAUCAAGUUGAAACUCUCAAUGUUUAUGUAAUAAUGAGACAUUAAAGCUGUCAUUUCCCCUGUCACUACGUUCAUUCAGUGAUGGUGUUCUUUGGAAACACGCAAUUACCAAAGACACACAUGCAGAGAAACACACACACACACUCGCUCACUGCUGACAUUCUUCAGUUCCAUCCCAUUAUGCUUUUGACUGUGGCACAUCGCUCACUGCUGCCCUCAAAUGGACUGGAAGUCAUAAUGCAGUAGAAAGACUGACCUGCUGAAACUACUGCAACAAGUUGAACUUGUGUGGGACAUUUCAUCGGUAUUGGCUCUCAGACCUGGCUGAUCAGACAGGACUUAUUUAGUUUGAGUGUGUGUGUGCUGUUGCAUGUGAAUGUGUGUUCAACACAGAUUAUUAGUGUCUCAUUAACAACAAAAAAAGACUUCUACCAAAGUGGCACGCAUCCACUUUUCAUUUGUUCCUGCUGCUUGUGUCUUGCUCAGGAAUUGUUGUUUGUGUUUUGAGCACCGGGUGAGACUCUGAUCUGUCAAAACAUAUUGGCUUCCACUCCCACUCUCUGAUCUCACCAAGUUCCCUCCAUGAACCAGCACUUCUGAAGACUCGAAAGCAUUUUGAAACCUGUGUGAAUAUCUGGAAGUGGAACAAUUGACAUCUGCCUUGGCUGGAAAAUUGUUGAUCUUGAGUGAGCCAUCUGAAUCAACAAGAUGUUUCGGAUGUCACAGACUGCUUCAUCCUUUGCUGAAGAAACACAA